Molecule: messenger RNA, 7409 nt
Organism: Oryzias melastigma (Indian medaka)
Lineage: Eukaryota; Metazoa; Chordata; Actinopteri; Beloniformes; Adrianichthyidae
Product: DNA-binding protein RFX7
Exons: 9
Coding region: 335-4480 (1381 amino acids)
Biological process (GO): regulation of transcription by RNA polymerase II
Molecular function (GO): RNA polymerase II cis-regulatory region sequence-specific DNA binding; DNA-binding transcription factor activity, RNA polymerase II-specific
Source: RefSeq, a predicted model, not a curated record
CGGUGCAUAAGCGGAGAGGUCCCACAGCGUGGUGGACAGCAUCCCAGAGGGUCCAUCUACUUGUUUGUAUUCUGUCAUCUUUACAGUCAACAUUACCUUUAAUGAUGUUCCCGCAGCAGACAGCAACUCCCAGACAGCCUUUUGACUGACAAGUGUCCACACUUGCUGCGAACGAUGUGGAGGGUGGACGGGGUGAUAACAACAACAACAACAGGGCGUGCUGCUGUCCCAGUGGAACUGCAGCGUUCUGCAGUACACGCCUUUUAGCCCCGCCGGGAACCACUCCCGUCCACGCCCUCUGUCCACUUAGUUGUUCCGCUCAGGAGCCGACGCGAUGGCUGAUGAAGACCCCCAACAGGCGGACGGCGGGGAGGGCAGCCUACCCGGCCUUCUCCCCGGGCUGCACGGUGCUGAGGCCAGCGCUCUGCAGCUCCGGAUCAAGAACUCCAUCUGCAAAUCUGUGCAGUCGAAAGUGGAAAACAUUCUGCAAGAUGUUGAGAAGUUCUCAGACAUUGAAAAGCUCUACCUCUACCUUAAGCUGCCCUCUGGUCCCUGCAGCUCCACUGACAAAAGUGACCAUAGCUCCCUGUCAUCCAGUCGUACGCAGCAGAUGCAUGCGUUCAGCUGGAUCCGGGACCAUUUAGAGGAAUACCCCGAGACCUCUCUCCCCAAGCAGGAAGUCUAUGACGAAUACAAGAGCUUCUGUGACAAUCUCAACUACCAUCCACUGAGCGCUGCAGACUUCGGAAAGAUGAUGAAGAAUGUCUUCCCAAACAUGAAAGCUCGCCGACUUGGCAUGAGAGGAAAAUCGAAAUAUUGCUAUAGCGGACUGAGGAAAAAACCCUGCGUUCAUAUGCCAUCUUUGCCAAUGCUGGACUUCAGUAAAACAGCAGAGGGACCCCAGAGUGAUGUUCCAGAGUUGGCGGGCCACAUGAGCAGCAUCAAGGACGAGGUGCGGUUUGCAGCCUGUGAUCUUGUCUGCGAGUGGGCCCAGAAGGUGCUGAAACGACAGUUUGAUGCCGUGGAAGACCUGGCUCGCUUCCUUGUGGACAGUCACAACAUCAGCAACAAGUCUUUGGCAGCUCUCACAGUCAUGACCAGCGCAGCAACAGAGGUUAAACCUUUGCAGUCUGUCUCAGCAUUCGCCCCCAUGGCGCAGGCUCACCCCUUCCAGCCUCACGUGACGAUGCUAUCAUCCCCAUCUGUGGAUGCAAAGCAGCAGCUGCAGAAAAAAAUCCAGAGGAAGCAGCAGGAGCAGAAGCUGCACUCUCCUCUACCUGCAAACAGACAGACAAAGAGAGCGGACGAUGGUGUGUCCUCCAGUAGCCCAACAGCUCCGUCACCACAGCCAGCCAUCGGCAUUGUGGUUGCCUCUGUUCCAAGCCCCAUCACGGUACAAAGGAGUAGUCAGCUAAUGUCUCCAAGCCCUGUGGCAACGAUGGAGAACAAAGUGCUGCCAAUUAAUUUCCAAAUGGUCUCCCAGCCGGUUCAAGCAAUAAAACAGAGUCCCAAGCCAAUGCUCUCAAGCCCGGCGGGGGAGCGUACAGCUCGGCAGCGUUACGCCCAAAUCCUGCCCAAACCUUCAGUCACCACCUCCAUCUCCCUGCGCUCGCCUUCCACCAUGAUCAUCACCAACAGCCCCGUCAGGACUGUAAUGACUUCGUGUCAUGUCAGCCCUGUCAGUCUAGUCAGCGUAGCAGCCUCGUCGUUGGCUGCCAACAAAACUACCAGCACUAUGACAAACACUUCAAUCACAACUCCGGACAACGGACCUGCAACUGGUGAAGAAUCGGGCUUCAACCAGAGCCACAUUCUUGCUCUUGUGGACAAGGAAGACCAGUUCGCCUUCACCCAAAACAUGGAUAUUGAGAUGGAAGUAGAAGCUAUACAUAAGAACAGCCAAAUGCAACAUCCAAGCAGCCAAGUUUUUACUGAAGGAGUUCCAGGAAGUAGACCAGGAGGUGCUUUACAGAGGGCAGCAAGCGUGCCCAUACCUCAGACCAAAUCCUUCCUGAGCCUAGAGGAAGCACCUAAAUACAGUGAGAGGGCCUCUGCGAGCACUGCAAGUAGCAAUAAUGGUGCAAAUAAUUCAAACACCUUGCCGUUAAACGCUUCCAAUCGGAGUACUAACUCUUUAUUGAGCACCAGCAGACUUUCUUCUUUUGGGGAAAACACCCAAACCAAGGAAGAUUUCACAUCUACAAAGAGUUUCAGGAAACGUUCUGGCCUCAGUUCAGAACUUUCUCCAGUAAAAAGGGCUUUUAUGACGGAGCAGCCAGCAGAGGGCGCUGCAGGUCUUGGAUUUGACAUCAGAAACCAAGUUGGGAAUGUCUUUGAUGUUGAUGCUCCAGCUAGACCUGAGAGUGCACCAGCCUGCAGAGAGGUUGAGAUGAUAAUUAACUCUGUCUUGUCCACUCAAGAUCAUACACAGUGUACUUCCUCUUUCACAGCCUGCCACUUUGACUCUGUUGCCAAAACAGACGGCUCAUUGCAGAGGAAAAACACCCCCGCUGUUUUGGAAACUGGCACCUCAGUCCAUCAUGCAGUUUUGCAGGAACAGCAGGGCCACACCAUGGCUCAUGUGCACGCCGUACCCAGCAAGCCUGCUUUUCAGAAACAUACAGGGGUGAGAUCAAACUCAACCACAGGUAACCUGGAAGGAGCUCAGCAGCACACCUUUGUACGCUCCAGUCCUGCUGUCCACACCUUACCAUUUCUGAAUCAGACACCAUCCGGUCUGCUCACCCCUCAAGACCACAUGGACUACUUUUCCUUCGAUGAUGAUGUGACUCAAGAUAGUAUUGUAGAGGAGCUUGUUCAGAUGGAGGAACACAUGAAGCUUAAACGUCUGGAGGACUUUGGACACGGCGACACAUUGCACAGCCAGCAUGUACCGAUGCAAGGCAGUAUGACAUCCACCAAUCAAACCAUGACUGCUGUUUGUUACGCCGCAAACAACAGCAACCCAAUUCAAGCUUCCACCCCUACAUCUGAGAUGAUGGGGGGACCCCACAGCCUGACGGCGGAGAGUCCAUUCUCCCGCAUUGCCUCUACCACUCCGGUAGACAGCGCUUUAGGGAGCAGUCGGCACACUCCAGCUGGAACGCCACACUCCAACUGCAGCAGCACUGUUCCUCCCAGUCCCGUGGAGUGCAGGAACCCGUUUGCGUUCACGCCCAUCAACUCCACUGGUUUCCAUGACAACAGCAGCAGUGUUUCUAGUAGUCCCGUAAAGCCCAUGCAAAGGCCGAUGGCCACCCACCCAGACAAGGCCAGGCUGGAGUGGAUGAGCAGUAGCUACAACAGUGGUGUUGGGGGCACAAACAAAGCGAACAGCGGAAUGGGGAUCCUCUCAAGCUACCAGGGUCUGAUAGAUGACCAAUUUCGAAAGCCUCACGCCUUUGCAGUUCCUCACUCACACCACUACGAUAGUCACUUUGGCCGCUUGACUCCCAUCUCUCCUGUGCAGCAGCAGGUUGCAAGCAUGGCAAAGCAAGAGGGCUUUGCUGUGCCCGCCCCUUUGGAUAAUAAAACCACCAACUCAUCUGCUGCAGCGUUCCGAUGCCGAAGCGUCAGCCCCGCAUUACAUCAGAGGAACCUAGUUGGGAAUCCAGGGAACAGUUCACUUCCCAAUGUCACUCGAUUAGUCGGGUCACCGUUUAAUUCUCCCGUGACUCCUGAGGUGCUGAGCAUAUUUUCUAAUAGCGAGACAGGUCUGGGGUCCAGCAGCAUGGCUCAGAGAAGCCGCUCUGUGCCCGUCAACAUCAUGAUGGAAAGCGAGGCCCUACCCACACACGGUCAACAAUGCAGCAGCAGAAACAUAACCAGUGUCCUCCUGAGCAAGCUGGACAGGGACCAAAAUGACUCAACGCGUGGUUUAGGCAUCAAUAAUUUACCUUCCACCUAUUCUGCCCGGAUGAACCUCACCCAGAUCCUGGAAUCCAGCCCCAGUCUCUCCUGCACCGACAACCACCACAGUCUGAGGGCGCCUGAUUCUGCCAGUGCUUGCAGCUCACAGAGGCUGAAUUGCCACAACGGCAAAGCUAUGAAUGAACCAAUUAUGUUCUCGGCAGGGAACAGCCAAGUGCCAUCAGCCUCUCGAGGGCUACCUCAACAACAGACCCAGCCUGUGAUGUUAGCUUUUAGCUCACAACAGCAGCAAGAUGAGCUUCGGCGGCAGCAGCACUUAGACUUCAGCAGCACGCAGCACCUCUUAGACAGAAGUCUGGAACAGGCGUCUGAGCUGACCACAGGCACUGCAGACUUUCCCUGUGAAAUCCGAAUGACGUCGGAGCUCUCCAGCAGCAUCGGUGACCUUAACGGACUAGACACAAACUUGCUGUUCAACCCCAACCAGCCGCAAGGCCAAUAUCAAAACACUGCGUCAGAAGUGGAAAAUGAUGAACUGUUUCUGCAGCAUUCAGGUGGACUCGACUGGCUAGAGAGCAAAGAUCAUCCGACUGUCGGUUUGAUGGGCUGAAAACUGGUCUUUUCUGUUUUAAUCUGAGCUUUGUAUUCAUAUUUAUUUUCAGACUUUUACACUUUAUAAUGCAACAUUGAACUCUGAAAUAUAUUCAUUAGAAGUGCCGGGAUGAACUGAAAAAAUGCUGCAAAGAGUAAAAUGCUGGUCAUUUCACUUUAAUAUACAAACUUCACCUAGUGUUGUUUUUUUAUUUUUAUCAAGAGCAUUUCCAGUAAACAAAGAAAAACAAAACCUGUUACAAAGUUGAUUUUCAGUGUUUUACUGGAUACUUUUUGUGUAUAAAUAAUUGUGGGAAAUAAGAAGUAACUUUUUUUAAGUAGUUAUUUUCCGUGCAUAUGAUGUACUAGUUUGUGUGCUUUGUACUUAGAGAAAAAUUAGAAGAUUGCAGCUAAAUAGAAUUUUCUUAAUAUAUUACUAACAAUUCUCAAGUAUUUUAAAGUGGACUCAAUUUGCUGACCCACAUUGAAGAAACAAAUGCAUAAAAUGUUUUUUGUGGCAUUUCAUAUUAUUAGGAUUGCAAAAUAGAUGAUUUGAAGUAAUUAUAAAUUACUAGAAAAUGUAAUGAAAAUCAACAUCAGCAUAUCAUAAAACAGCUCAUGUAUAAUCUAAUAAUCCCUUAACUUUUUAUUCACAUUUACUGCACAACAAAAAAACAAAAAAUGAAAAGCAUUCAUCAUAAAGAAGAAUGACCCUGCUUUCCUAAAUGCCUUGAACAGCUUUAAUUGUUUAAUGAGGAUUUAUGUAGCACUUUUAGCGGGCCAUUGUGAAAGCUAGUGGUAUUUUUGCAUCACGAAAAUGCUUUGUUUACUUGCUGAUUUAAAGGAUAGCAAAUUAUAAAACUCUAAAGUUAAGGUUAAAAAACAAAAUCAUCUUUAGUUGGGUGGAUUUUGGACUUAAAAGUCCUCAAAGUAGACUAAAAAGCCAUAUUUACUUUCCAUUUUGUGUCAAAAAAACGAUUACAGUCUAAAGAUUCAAAGAAAAACACAUGCCUAUGACUUCACACUGUAAAAACCAAUGUUUAUUGUAAGCCACUGACAAUCUGUUUUGUUUAUUAUAAAUGCACUUUUUUCCCGUGUAGCAAAAGUUGUCACUGAAAACCUCUUGAAGUCGCAUCGUGUGACAAUCUAGUCUUUAACUGAUGCAGAGCAGUUACUUCUAGGAAAAAAGCUGCUUUGGGUUUCUUUUUCAUGAGCCUUAUGUCCAUGCCAAAGAUGCAACUUAUACGACCAUGCACUAUUCAUGGGUGUAAUGUUAUGCAAACUCCUCCUGUGAUAUGUCACGUGCAUACCAAGAACGAUGUGUCCAAUGGAAACACAGUCAUGUGGAGAAGUUCAUAAAGAUGCAUACGUUUUGCAGCAUUUGUUGCAGUUUUAAAGAAAUUUGUCUUUAAAAAAACAUGACUGUUAGGAAAACAUUGAAUUUUCCCCAUUUUUGUUUUUUAAAAAACAAACACCAUUUGUAUAAUUGGCAAUCAAUACCUAAUAUGCAUUAAGUUACAAUUUGCACUCGUUUUUAAAAUGCAGAGAUCCUGAAUCCGAUAAUCUGAACUUCCUAUUUGGAAACAGAAUAAUUAAAGCUGCUUUUAUUAUUGUAACAUUAAUUUUUUCUGUUUUAUUUCUUCAACAUUUUUUAAGCUUAGAUGCUUAACUUUGUGUCUGUGUUUGUUUUCUGAAGACUUUACCCUUCCUCUUGUAAGCGGGGUACACUAUAGCUGUAAAGUUGCCCUCUCACUGUAAUCAUUUUGCUGUGGCUUUUAAGGCGCAUUAUAGUUUGGUGUUUUUAUAAGAGGAAGUGUUUGAUAAAACUGUUUUUAAAGACUUUUUAACACUAAUAAAGAUUUUUAACUGCCAGGGAGGGUCCACGUUUCUUUCACGUGUCAAAGGAAAGGAAUGCCAGAGACGGUGGAAGACAACUCAAACAGGGUCUUUGAGAAUUAUAUGUUCUAUCUAAAUGGAUGCUUUUACUUCAAAGGUGCAAUUAAGCUUCAAGCGCCACUCACACUGCACUUUUAUUAUGCUGCAUUUCUGAUUAUAGCCUACUGAGGUCUUAUUCCACAUUCACACAUAGAAAAACACAAUGAGACUAAGGUAUUUGUCUAAAGGUACACAACAAUAUGUUUAUGCUCAGCUAUCAAGCCCUGAAUCCUAUAUUUUGCAAGUACUUGGUCUGCCUUUUUUAGUUGCCAUAAACAAGUUAAAAUAUUUUGAGACAAAAAUAUAUAGAGUCAUACUAAAUAGAGAUUCAGACAAAUCCCAAAAGAAGGGAGGUUUUUUAGAUUCAGCAAUCAUACUCAAAAAACACUUAAAUCAGUUCUUAUUUUGCACGUCCUUCAAUUUUAUUAAGAUGGAGUAGAUUCUUUGAGACAGAAUUCUGCCAUAAAUAUCAGUAACAUAAUGGCAAAAUAAUCAAUGUUCAACUUGUUAUCUGUAGCUUUGUUUUCGGAAAAAAAAACACCUCAACCAUCCUAGUAGCCUAAUCACUUAUUAUUACACUGUUAUGUUUCUUGAUCUCUUUUUUUGCCGGUCUUGCGUGUCCUUUGCUUCCCCUAGUGGCAGAAUUGCACAUUGUGGUCAUUUCUUUAAAGAACCAUGACUUGCCACAGGAAUGGGCAAGAAACUUGCUUUUUUAUUUCAACAUCCUUAUAUGUUUUUCUCUUUAAGACUGGGCCGGAUUAAACCAUAUGGUGGGCCGUAUCCGGCCCACGGGCCGUAUGUUUGACACCCCUCCCUUUGGGGGUUUAAAGACAGGUACAGUUUGAAAUUUAAUAAAAAACUUGCAGCUUAUGUUAUCCAAUCUCACAAAAAUAACUAUUACUCACUUCUCUGAGACUAAAAACUCACUUUAAAAGAUCAAUGUUAAAUAAUUGACGGCAUAUUUAAAUUAGAGCUAUUUGAUAGAAACAACACCACAGUUGAGCUGCUGUUUU